AUGUCAGAAGAAAAAAACGUCAGUUCUCUGAUUGGUCUCCUACACAAUAACGCACCACCGUCAACACCAGUUGUUAAAAAGAUUGCCGCAGGUCCAAUCAUUUCUCGCAAAUUCACGCAAAAACCACAAAUUCCAGAUAAUUACCUUUCUAUAGCAAAUGCAUUCCUUUUAACACCUGAUAUGACAGGCCCAAGGGAAUCUCCUAUUCAGAAUGAUUCCCCAGAACAAGUUUCUGAUAAAGGUGAUGUUGAAGUAGUUCAAGAAACUCGUUGCAUAUGUGGCCUUACUCACGGAUCUUCGGUGCAGAUCCAAUGCGAUUCUUGCCAGAAAUGGCUUCAUGAAGAUUGUGUUCAUCUGAAAAAUUCUAAGGAAGCAGAUCCAUUUAUUUGCAUUUACUGCCAAUAUGAAAUUGCAAAAGCUGUCAAGGCAUAUGUUCGUCAACGUCUUGCUUCAUUAUUACCAAAAGCUCAACAACUCGAAAUUGAAAUGCAAAAUGGCCGCAUUACACAGUACAUGCCAAUUUGGAAUGAACUAAGUGAUAUUGUCGCAGAUAUUCAGGAAGUAUUAAAGUUAAUUCCAGAACUUUUGCGAUCAGAAGAUGAUAAAAAUACCAUUUAG
Messenger RNA from Trichomonas vaginalis G3, 618 nucleotides. RefSeq names its product PHD zinc finger-containing protein. The record is from RefSeq and is a predicted model, not a curated record. The coding region runs from base 1 to 618 and encodes 205 amino acids. The transcript has a single exon. NCBI's taxonomy places the organism in Eukaryota, Parabasalia, Trichomonadida, Trichomonadidae.